Molecule: messenger RNA, 1167 nt
Organism: Cuscuta epithymum
Lineage: Eukaryota; Viridiplantae; Streptophyta; Magnoliopsida; Solanales; Convolvulaceae
Source: the annotation of a GenBank genome assembly
GCCAAACUCCCCGACUCCCCAUUCUCGAUUAUUCCCCAACCACAAAGCCGCAAGCCUCAAACCACCAGGGCCCUACUUCUCACGGAAAUCAGAAGAAGCAAGGACGAGUGUACGACGAUUCAACGGACCACUUCGCGCCGCUGCUCUAGUGCUCUCGGCUCUCGCCUCUGGAGUGAAGCCGUGAAAAAUGGAAGGAGGAUGAAGGAUUGGGUGUUGACCUCUGCGGCUCCGCCACCAACGCCAGCGCAAGCUGCCAGGCCGCCACUGUCCCACAGCGACUCCGCGACCCGCCUCCCUUCCGGUCUAUAUUUUCUUGGGACCGGCCCUGCAUCAAACCUCACACCUUUACAAGUAAUCGUCAUCUUCGAUUAAUUACAAGCAUCUCUUCCCCAUAACUCUGCAUCUAUACAAAUCAACAAAUGCCAAAUUAUUUCUACAUACUCUACGUCUAUACGCAUACAUCAUAGCGGUUACAAGGUGCUCAUUUGAUCCGUUGCUAUUUCUAUUCCUUAAACCAGGAGGAGGACGUCUGGAAUCUAUAGGGACUUGGUGCUGCCUGACAGACUUUAUAGCCACUGCUUCUCCUUGAGGCAUGGAAUCCCAGACGGGCAAUACAACGGAGGACAUCUUCGACUCAUCUCUGAAUGUAGAGGACAUCUAUUACAAACAAGGACACACCGAUGGUUAUGCUGACGGCCUAUCAUCCGGUGUAGAGGAAGGUCGUCAGGUAGGCCUAAAAACUGGCUUUGAAACGGGCUUAGAAUUGGGCUUCUACAGAGGCUGUGUCGAUGUGUGGAGCUCCGCAAUCCGGCUAGAUCCAACCUGUUUCUCGACUCGUGUUCAGAAAAACAUCAAACAGAUUGAUGAAUUGCUCCAAAGGUACCCUAUAUCUGACCCCGAAAAUGAAUCUGUUACUGAUACUAUGGAGUCCUUGAGGAUGAAGUUCCGAGCUAUCUGUGCCACCCUCAACGUUAAGUUAGAGUAUGAGGGUUAUCCUAGGGCAUCCGAUUCUCAGAAAACUGGAUUUUGAUGGUAUAUUCUAUUCUAUACAGUAAAUGAUGUAUAUUGUUCACCUAAGUUUUGUAUUUUUUGUUUUCAAUUUAUGAAAAUCAGUUCAUGAUUGUUCUGAAUAGUGAAUUAAAUUGAGCAUCGAAGAGUCGUUUUUCA